UGCAAGGCCCCAGAGGAAGCCUUGGUCCUCCAGGGAAGAUGGGGCCAGCUGGACCAGCAGGACAAAAAGGGUCUCAAGGGAAUACUGGACCGAAAGGAGAUACUGGACAAAUAGGACCACGUGGAAUUCAGGGUUUGCAGGGCCCUCUUGGAAAAGUGGGCCCUUCUGGACCAAAAGGUAACAUUGGCCCACAAGGUGAGAAAGGUGUCAAAGGAGAAAUAGGUCUCAAAGGAGCCCUUGGCCCUCCAGGACCUCAAGGCAAAGUAGGUGCCCCUGGACCAGCUGGGGCCAAAGGAUCAGUGGGUGAAAAGGGAAUGAAAGGGGACACAGGUGUCAAAGGACUACAAGGACCACCAGGUCCCCAAGGGCCAGUGGGAAAACCUGGUUCCCCUGGGACCAAAGGAGAUAGGGGUGCCACGGGUGAAAAGGGAUUAAAAGGCGAUAGCGGUCUCUCAGAGGUCAAUCUUUUGAAGACUAAAGUUAGCGCACUGGAAGGACAGCUGAAAUCUCUGCAGGCCAGCUUUUCCAAAUACCAGAAAGUUACCGAAUUCCCAGGCGGACGCACAGUAGGCAACAAAGUGUUCAAAACCAGCGGCUAUGAAGGCAACUUCGAUGACUUGAGGCAGAGGUGCGCACAGGCCGGAGGCCAGCUCGCGACCCCGAGAAAUGCCGCAGAGAACGAUGCCAUCCAAAAGAUUGUGUUGCUCUACAACAAACCGGCCUUCCUUGGCAUAACUGACUUAAAGAUCAAAGGGACCUUUAAGUACCUGAACGAUCAGCCGCUCACUUACAUCAACUGGGUGCCCGGGGAGCCCAACAAUAGUGGCGGCAAAGAGAAUUGUGUCGAAAUCUUUUCGAAUGGAAAAUGGAACGACAAAUCCUGUGGGGAAAAAAGGCUCCUGGUCUGCGAAUUUUAGACCCGUCUGUCACGCAGCAUUUCAAUCCAGGGAGGCUGCAAAGUUUUAAUACCAUGUUUGCUUCUUAUCUAUAGGCAUUAAGGAAAUCAUGACUUAGCUAAUCCUCCCUAAAUUCUAGAGAGGGGGGAACUCUUGAUUUCAUGCAUGCAAUUAAAAUAACUUCACCACCA
Messenger RNA from Pseudonaja textilis, 1087 nucleotides. RefSeq lists its product as uncharacterized. The record is from RefSeq and is a predicted model, not a curated record. Gene Ontology annotation, cellular component: multivesicular body. NCBI's taxonomy places the organism in Eukaryota, Metazoa, Chordata, Lepidosauria, Squamata, Elapidae.